Molecule: messenger RNA, 2163 nt
Organism: Plasmodium relictum
Lineage: Eukaryota; Apicomplexa; Aconoidasida; Haemosporida; Plasmodiidae
Product: conserved Plasmodium protein, unknown function
Exons: 2
Coding region: 1-2163 (720 amino acids)
Source: RefSeq, a predicted model, not a curated record
AUGCUAAUUGAGAGUAAGAAAAAAGUAAAAAACCUUAUAUAUGAAUGUAAUGAAAAAUUAAAAUUAUACAUAAAAAUAAAGCAAACUUUUAAGAAAAGUAUUAUAGACAAAAACACAAAAGAGUUAGAUGACAUUUAUAAUCAAUGUGUAGAAUCAAAAUUAAAUAAUUUUAGUGAAAUUAAAUAUUUUGAUGAUGAUUUUACUGGUGAAAAAAAAUUAAUUACGGAUAUAAUUGAUAGUCUUUUAAAUAAUUAUGUGGAGAACAAUGAUGGGUGUGUUAUAUCCUUUAAUAAAUAUGAAAAUCUUAAAACUAUUAGCAAUGACAUAGAAUAUGAAAAAAAAAAUGAUUGUAUAAAUGAUAAUUACCUAGGUAAUUUAAUAGAACACUUUUUUGUUAAAAUAAAAAAAUUAUCAGCUAAAGAAAAUGAAAAUAAAAUAUAUAAAUUACGAUUUGGUGCUUUUAAUUUUUCUAAUAUAUAUGAUUUAUUAGAAGAAUAUGGUGAAAAUAAAGAAUAUUACAAAAAAAUAAAAAGUUGCACUUUUAAAUAUGAAAAAGAAAAAAUAUACGUCAGUAAUCAUACCAAUGUACAACCAAAAAAUGAAUUAAAAAAAUUUAAUGAAAAAACAAAAGCAAUUGAAUUUUCAGAUCUAGAAAAAUUAAAAGACAUAAUGAAUUUUGCAGAAAAAAAGAAGAGAUUAUUAGAAAAAAAAUUAAAAAUGAAUGAACCGUUUUUUUACACAUUAAUAACGAUAGAUAUCAUUGGAGCAAAAAAAGAUAACCUUGUGAAAACCUCCAUGAGUAAUAAUUAUAAUAAAUAUAUUUUAGAUAGAUUUUAUUUUCUUAACAUUUCUUAUUGCAACUCCGAUGAUGAAAAAGAAGAUAUUAACACGGAUGAACUAAGAAAAUCAGUUUAUGAAAUUAUAAAUUUAAUUAAGUAUUACUUAUAUGGAAAUUUAAAAAUUGAUAUUUCUAAUUUUAAUUACGUAUCAAAAAUAGCUAAUGAAAUAUGCAGUGAUUUAAAGAAAAUUCAUUUGAAGAUUGUUUUGUAUUUGCCAUGCAAUUAUAAUAAAAUUGAUGAAAAUAUUUUGAAUUUUCUUUAUUCACUUGAUUUAAAAUUAAAAGAUUAUUUAAAUUUGUUUGGUAAUAAUUUAACCAAAUUAGAAAAUGCUAAUUACAAUUUAAGAGAUGAUAAAGAUUUUAUUAUAUCAAAUAGUGAAAAAUAUCAAAAAUUAGAUAGAAUUUUAUUUGAAAAUAUUGAUUUAGAUGAAAAUUUGAAAUAUAGUAUAAUGAAAGAAGCUUUAAAUUUCCCUGAGGAAUCUUUUGACUGUUUAUCACUGUUAAAUAAAACAUUUCAACAUAAUUAUAAUUUUUAUAAAGAGAAAGAAAAAGAAUUCCAUAGAAAUAUUUUAAAUUUAGUUGAAAAACAAAAUGAAAUUAUUAAAAGUUAUGAAGAGAAGGAAAAUAAGAAGAAAGAUGAGAUAAAUAAUAUACUUAAAGAAAUAUAUUGCAUUAAUGAAAAAAAUUUAGAAAUAGAAAAUGAAAUACAAAGGCAUCAGAAUUUAAAUAUGAAAUAUUUACAAAAAGAAGAGAAUAAUGAGUUACAAAAUUUGAAAAGGCUUUAUACUGUUGAUAGAAUAUUAGAUAAGGAAUAUGAAAAUUUUUUAGAAUUUCGUAAUGAAUCAAUAAACAACCAAGAAAAAGCAAUAAAAAAAGAAAAAACGUUUCAAAAAAUCCAAGACAAUAAUACUUCAAAUGAUAUACUUGAUAUCUGUGAAAAACAAAAAGAAGAAUAUGCAAAUAAUUUAAAUGAAGCAUUAAAGUAUGGAGAACAAUAUUUUCAACAAACUCAUAAUUUAAAAAAAAAAUGUGAUGAUGCUAUACGUAAAAAAAUUGAACUUUUCAAAAUUUUAAAAACCACAUUAAUAAAUUUAAAUGAAAAGACGAAUUCAUUAAAGGACAAUUUUAAAGUUACAAAAGAAUUGAAAUUUAUUUACCCUAUAGAUGACAAUUACAUUAGUUUUAAUGAAAAAUAUAGAAAUUAUUCAAGAAGUAAUAGCUUAAAAGAAUAUAAUGAAUUAUUAGAAGAAUUAACGAAAAAUGAUUUUAAUGAAAAACAGAUAAAGUGGAUAUACAAAAUGAACUCUAUAUCUAAAAAACUUUAA